Messenger RNA from Felis catus (domestic cat), 1233 nucleotides. It is a transcript of the gene NFKBIB, whose product is annotated as NFKB inhibitor beta. Gene Ontology annotation, cellular component: cytosol. Lineage: Eukaryota; Metazoa; Chordata; Mammalia; Carnivora; Felidae. Gene Ontology annotation, biological process: signal transduction; cellular response to lipopolysaccharide. The record is from RefSeq and is a predicted model, not a curated record. Gene Ontology annotation, molecular function: protein binding.
GAUUGGAUAAACCAGGGGGAGUGUUGGGGAAUUCCCCGCAGGGCGGAAGCGCCAGGACCUCAGGCAGAGCUUAGUUAUAGGCGGGCGGCCGCUGGGACCCCUGAGGCGUCGGGGGCUAUGGCGGGGGUCGCGUGCUUGGGGAAAGUUGCGGAGGCCGACGAAUGGUGCGACAGUGGACUGGGCUCUCUGGGUCCGGACGCAGCAGCCCCCGGAGGACCGGGGCUGGGCGCCGAGCUGGGCCCGGGUCUGUCGUGGGCGCCCCUCGUCUUCGGCUACGUCACUGAGGAUGGGGACACGGCAUUGCACUUGGCAGUGAUUCAUCAGCAUGAGCCCUUCCUGGAUUUCCUCCUAGGCUUCGCGGCUGGCACCGAGUACCUGGACUUGCAGAAUGACCUGGGCCAGACAGCCCUUCACCUGGCAGCCAUCCUGGGGGAGGCCUCCACAGUGGAGAAGUUGUACGCGGCGGGUGCCGGGUUGCGUGUGGCGGAGCGCGGGGGCCACACGGCACUGCACCUGGCCUGUCGCAUGAGGGCACACGCCUGCGCCCGUGUGCUACUCCAGCCCCGUCCCCGGUGCGCCAGGGGAGCCCCCAACACCUACCUCGCUCAGGGCCCCGACCGCACCUCUGACGCCGACCGCCUACCUGUCGCCUCGUACCCCGCCGACUCGGAGAAGGAAGAUGACGAGAGCGAGGAGGAUUGGAAGCUGCAGCUGGAGGCUGAAAACUAUGAGGGCCAUACCCCGCUUCACGUGGCCGUCAUCCACAAAGACGCAGAGAUGGUCCGGCUGCUCCGGGAGGCUGGAGCUGACCUCAACAAACCGGAGCCCACGUGCGGCCGGAGCCCCCUGCACUUGGCAGUGGAGGCCCAAGCAGCCGACGUGCUGGAGCUUCUCCUGAGGGCAGGGGCCGACCCUGCCGCCCGCAUGUACGGUGGCCGCACCCCACUGGGUAGUGCCACGCUCCGGCCCAACCCCAUCCUCGCCCGCCUUCUCCGUGCACAUGGAGCCGCUGAGCCCGAGGACGAGGACGACAGACCCGGCCCCUGCAGCAGCAGUAGCGACAGUGACAGCGGGGACGAGGGCGACGAAUACGACGACAUCGUGGUCCACAGUGGCCGCGGCCAAAACCGGCUACCUCCCACCCCAGCCUCGAAACCUCUCCCUGAUGACCCCGUCUGACCUCAUUGUUAAUAGGAUUUCCAAUUUAAUAAAAUCCCAGUUCUGACAACCAGA